UCUCCCCCCCCCCGUCCCUUCCCCUCCCCUUCCCCAGCCCCUUACCCCUCCUCCCCUCGUUCCUUAAACGGGAUUCCGGCUGGGCGAGCCGCAGGACGGCAUCACCGGGCAUCCCGCGGCGGGGAGCCCCGGCGGCUCUGGCAGGUCCCCGCUGUCCCUCCCCGCACACACACACUCUCAGCCCAGCCCGGAAAGCAGGAAAAAAAAAAAUUACAAGAUUUCCCCCCUUUUCCCCGAGCUCCUCGCUCCGUGACUCUCGAGUGGAAAAAAACGCCCCCGGGGCGAAGGGCGGCGGGAGGGGGGGGUGUCGGUAGAAAGCCGGUGAAGGGGCAGAGCCGCUCCGUGGGGAGGGCAGCCCCAGGCAGCCCCCGCCCGCCCGGGGAGGGGGGGAUGAGGUAGAGGCCGGCGGCGGAGCGCCCGCCGGGCGCCGUGGCCGCGGAGGGCAUGAGGCGGCGAGCGGCGGGGAUGGGCUCCAGCACCAGAGCGCGGUGUUAGAGCCCCGGCAGCACCCGAGGUCUGAGAGGACAGUAGCCUGUACGAUACGGUGGGAUCUGGUUUUCAAAAUGGAAUUGCAGCUCGCGCUCCUUUUCGCAGGGAUAAUUGCAUUUUCGGACUCGGCGAGAGGCCCCCCAAGGAUUGCCGAUAAAGUGAUUCACCGCCAGUCCGUGAGGCUGGGGAGGACCAUCAAGCUCCUGUGCCCGGUGGAAGGCGACCCCCCUCCCCUCACCAUGUGGAUGAAGGAUGGACGGACUAUCCACAGCGGCUGGACAAGGUUCCGGAUCCUUCAGCAAGGGCUGAAAAUCAAGGAGGUGGAAAGCGAAGAUGCGGGAACCUACAUUUGCAAAGCCACCAACGGCUUCGGCAGCACCAACGUGAACUACACCCUGAUCGUAAUUGAUGAUGCCAGCUCAGGAAAGGAUAGCCAGGUACCUGAAGGUUCCAACGGAGAAUAUGAAGAUCAUUCUGGGAAGCAAUGGGCCCGGCCCAGGUUCACACAGCCUGCCAAGAUGAGACGGAGGGUGAUCGCCCGUCCUGUCGGCAGCUCCAUCCGCCUCAAGUGCGUGGCCAGUGGGAAUCCAAGGCCUGACAUCACGUGGCUGAAGGACAAUAAGCCCCUCACUCCCCAAGAGAUUGGGGAGAACAAGAAGAAGAAGUGGACGUUGAACCUGAAGAACCUGAAGCCGGAGGACAGUGGGAAAUACACCUGCCGGGUGUUUAACAAAGUUGGAGAAAUCAAUGCAACGUACAAAGUUGAAGUGAUCCAGAGGACGAGGUCCAAGCCCAUCCUGACAGGGACACACCCUGUCAACACGACGGUGGACUACGGUGGGACCACAUCCUUCCAGUGCAAAGUCCGCAGUGACGUCAAACCCGUCAUCCAGUGGUUGAAAAGGGUGGAAUAUGGCACAGAGAGCAAGUACAACUCCACCAUCGAUGUCGGGGGGCAGAAGUUUGUUGUGCUGCCCACAGGGGAGGUCUGGUCCCGCCCAGAUGGUUCCUACCUGAACAAACUGAUGAUUACUCGAGCCAAGGAGGAGGAUGCAGGGAUGUACAUUUGCCUGGGGGCAAACACCAUGGGCUACAGCUUUCGCAGCGCUUUUCUCACAGUCCUGCCAGAUCCCAAGCCUCCGAGUGCACCUGUGCCCCCUUCCUCGGCCAGCAGCCUGCCCUGGCCUGUGAUCAUCGGCAUCCCCGCCGGAGCUGUCUUCAUCUUUGGGACGAUCCUCCUGUGGCUUUGCCAGUCCAAGAAGAAACCCUGCUCCCCUCCAGCUGCUGCCCCCGUGCACCGGCCACAGCCCCGGGACAGGAUCUGUGUCUCCCAGGUCCCGGACAAAGACUGCAUCUCCUCCAUAAACUAUGAGGAAUAUGUGGCCCAGCAGCAGCAUUUGCUGUCCCAAGGGCCUGCGCUCGCCCCAGCCAUGGCAUCCAAAAUGUACCCAAAGAUUUACACGGACAUCCACACCCACACCCACUCGCACGUGGAAGGCAAAGUCCACCAGCACCAACACAUCCAGUACCAGUGCUAAGAGCUGGCCCUGUACAGUAGCUCGUUUUUGGGCUUUCCCUUGUGGUACCUCAGAAGAGACUGCUCCAAGUCAGCUCUCACUGCCAGCAAUAGGCAAAGCAGACAGAAAAGAUUUUAUAUAUAAUUUUAAAUAUAUAUAUACAUAUAUAUAUAAUUGUAUAUGCGUGUGUGUAUGUGUGUAUAUAUAUAUGUGUAUAUAUCUAUAUCUAUCUAUAUAAAUAUAUAUAUAAUAGAGAAAGACAGAGAAAAGAGAUUUUUUUUUUAAUUAUUGCAAUCAGGAUGUAGCUGAGGAAUAAUGAAGGAUCUCCAUAUCACAGCAGAGAGGCAGCCAUCUCCAACAGCGAAGCCUUCCUGGAUAUUUUAAUCAAGGUGGCAACAAGUGAGGCAGGACAUAGGGAUGUGAACCACCACCUCCUUUCUUGUGUUACUAAGAGGAGCAACUAGAGCAAGAGGUGUGUGUGGUACUUUUCUGGAUGUGCACUGCUGUUCCUGUGCCAGUUACACAUCACUUGUUUUGGUGGGAAGCCCCCAGACCUGUCCUGCUCUGAGUGACCCGAGCUCUCAAGUACUUGACGUUUAGAGCCAAAGCACCAGGAGACAUAACCAAUUCAUCUCUUCCAGGAGGAAAAAAUAACACAAGAGGGUCUGGAAAAACCAAUUUCCAUUCACAAGGGGAAAUGCUGAAUGCUUCUCAGUCACAGUGAGCACAACCAGCUAACCGAACUGUUUGGUUCUAUUUCUGCAAGGUCAAGACAUCUUGUUUCCCAUGGGAUGUUCUGCAGAUCAAGCCACAAAAUCGCCGCUCCCCUGGUCCUAGGACUCAGUGCCACUGCCAGGAAAAAGGAGAGAAGGAAUGAGGAACAUUGUACAGAACACCUUUAUAUUUAUAUUUAAGAAAUAAUAAUAAAUAAUAAUAAUAAUAAUUGAACUGCUGAUGGUGAAGAAAGCAAAACACACUGUCCUUCUCGAUGGCUUACAGCGACAAGCUACUGGAUUUUCUACAUCAAUGCAAAAUACAUGAAAGCAUUAGAAAAAAGUGUAAGAAACAAAGAGAAUGAAAUAAUAAUCUUGUAGGAAAAAUGCAUUUGAGAAAUACUCACCUAGGUUGUGUGUGGUUGCCCCCUCCCCUCAGAUAUCAUUUUGGAAAUGAUAAAACUUCAUUGCAGUUCAACAGUAAAAACAGAAAGAAGAGAAAAUAAAUAAGGACCAUAUUAAAUACCUAUAUGGACUGGGAAUGAAUCCAAUUGCAAAAUAUAAAACCUUUGUAAUUCUAUAUAGAGUUUAAACAGAAGUCAUGUAUAUUUAAUUUAUUUUGUUAAACAAGAAAAAAAAAUGUAUGAUAUUUUCCUCGAAACAGGCAUUUCUAUACAUAUUUUUGAUCAAAGAAAAUAAAGAUUUUUUUUUUCCAGGUUCUGUAGAUGCCAUGCUCAGAGUAUGCUCAAUGUAGCUUGUGACCAACUGUGCUUCUCCUAACCUGGUGGUCACCCGUCUCUAUGCCUUUGUACACUAACCAUGUGUAAUCUCCUAUCACCUCAGGUACUGCUGGUGCCAUCCUUUCCAUCAGAAACUGACCUUUUUCCCUGCUUAUAUUCUGACUGUGAGGGUCUGCAAUGGCCAGUUCACUACUCAUGGACCCCGUUCAUCUUCAGUAGCAGAGCUCUGUGCUCAUCACUAUGCAUUUUUGGGGGGAGUUUGGGAGGAGGUUUCAUUAGAUUUUUAAGCACAAAUCUGCAGCGGGUCUUCUUCUUAAAAGAAAAUUUUGUAAAUCAAAACAUAAUAAUUUGUGAGGCUGUAAAAGGAACCUUGGCCUCACGGUGGGUGCUUGGAAGGGGAAAUUAUGGAAUGCAGGUGAAACAAUUUGUAGCUGCAGCUGCUGCAGGAGGCAGCGGAGGCUGAGCUGGGAGCAACAAGAAGAGCUGGAGCUGUUCCCCUCUCCAGUGGGCCUUGAACCUUCAUUCUUCUGCACACCAACAAGAGGCACCCAACUCCUCAGUGGCCAAAAUUUUCUUUAGAGAAGGCAGCUUCAGCAAUGCUGCAACUGUUUGCUCUUCUCUUGAGUUUCAUUUAAAGUUUACUGGUAAAAAAAAACAAAAAACAACCUGAAAAUCUGAAAAUGAGAGUUUUUAAGUUUGAAAUUACUUCCUUCUCAAGCCUGUUCUGUGAAACAGAUCCCCACCAAACCAGAUACUCGGUUUAAUAGUGAAACACUUUAUUUAAUCUGAAACAAAGCAGUGCUUUAGGCUUUGCUUUUCUCUGAACAUUUCUGAAGGUAUUUGCUCUGUGUUGACCUGCAGUGAUUUUUCUGGUGGUUUGUUUGAAUCACCAGCAAACCAAACAGUUCCCUGUUUGCUCAGCCGCAGGGCUGUGAGAUGGGGCCCUGAUUCAGUGAAACACAUCAGCUCCUGCUUUUCUUCAUCAAUACAUGCUGCUCCAAAAGGUCCCUUUUUUUGCUUUAGUAGUGGGAUAUCCAUGUAAUAACCUCUACAGGAAGACCAUUCCUCACCAUAGUGUUCCUACAGAGGUUGUAAUAAAGCAACCCAUCGCUAACCAUUGUUUCUUUUUCAGCAGGAGGGUUCAGUUAAACUUUGUUAACACAAAUUGAUGAGGUCCCUAAAAGCUAAAUUCAGAUUAAGGGUACCUUCAUAUGCAUCCUCUCAGCUUCAGGGAAACUUAAAUUUGAGGACUGAGGACUCUGUUUGGAUAUAAGGCAUGAUUUAGUCAGGAGUUUUUAAUGGCUGUAGUAUACUGAGUAAUUUCAUUAAAAAAAAAGGCUUUAUACACUAAGUGCAUCACCUUUAUUUCAAGAAGACAGUAAGUGUAUGAGAGAUACUAAGGGCUACAUCUCAUAUGUAAUACCUGUGGGAAGCUUCUUACUGCACCAUGGUACAUCCCAAGCCACUGCACGUUCCAGCAACAUUAGAGGCAUGGCAAAGGGCAGGAUUCCCCCAUAAGGCCGUGGCCCUUCUCUGCUCUCUAGUCCAGUGCUGCAGCAAGAGGACACUUCUAACACAUGCUGUGCUAGUGGUACUGAUACCAGCUUCAAAGGUGGAGGUGAACACUGGGCUUGUAUGGUUCAGCUGAGCAAACCCUGAGAGAUUAUCUUACAGCACUUUUUCAAAUGGCAGCUACAUCUCUGACCCUCAGAGAGAGGGUUAGUGGGUUAAAAGAGGCAAUCCUGCAUUUCCCACACAGCACAGUCUUCCAGGCUGUGUGUAGCACUCUCCACCAGUGCCUUCUGCCCUUUGUGAUCCAGCUCCAUAGUCUUUUAUCAUCCAGUCAAAACCUCCGCGUUUUGCCACAUGGCUCAAGUGGAAGGAGUGGUUUCUUCCUGCCCCUUAAAGCUCCUGCAUUAGAGAUAAAUCUCUAGUGAUGCUGGCAGAGCUCUCCAAAGGCAAAGCUGCAGUGAACUACCCAGCGUGGAUGAAGCAUCAGCCCAGCACAGCUGCAGCUCCCGAGAAGGCAGCUCUGGUUUUGGAUGUGCCAUGAGAGAUGCUGUGAAGGUCUUGAUUUGCAGAAAGCGUGGGGAUUUCAUCCUGCCUUGGGUAUCUGCUCCCUCAUGAGCAUCUCCUGUUGCACACCAAAACUGCUGUGAAAUUUCGUCCCAGGAAAAUAUCGUCAUAUGUCGUGUAGAGGGCUGUAGGUAUUGUCUGGGCCUUUUGCUGUGCUGGGGGAGGUGUUCAUGUUUUUGAGGAAUUAUUUUGCCUCCACGAGGUACCUGUAAGGACUCUUUUGAGUCCCUCUGUCCCAUACCCUACUGCAUGCCAUUGAUUUUUAGGGCUUGGUUGUGCCUUGCAUAUAUUGCAAAGUCUUCCUUAGUUCAAAUAAAUUCAACCAGGUUGUGCUUGUGUAUGAAUUUUUUUUUUCAGUGGAAAAAGAUUUGGAUGCAUCUUCAUUCCUGAAUAGAGGGUGUUUAGGGAAAACCAUAGUCUUGCCAUUAGUAACUGACACUAUUUUGAACACAAAAGUUUUUAUUUCAUGUAUUUGUAUACAUAUACAUAUACAUAUAGGCGUAUAGGUGUACAUGCCAGGCUGUGAUACAGAAGGCAGUUGUACUUUUAAACACAUGGAGCUUCAAAGAUCAAAGGAAUUUUAGGCUUAAAACUCACUAUCUGUUAAUUUUAUUUGCGUUAGAGAUCAAACAUGGCCUUACCUGCCAGUUUGUGUGUGGCUUUUUUAAACUUUAUAUGGACAAUCUUUCUAUGGUCGGCCCCUUUCAAACUGAAAACUUAUCAGACAUUGAAAAUAAAAAGUGUUAAAGUGUUCUAUGAUUUUCAGUUGGUGACAAAUAUAGUAACUGAACACAUCAAAAGGAGACAGAACGGCACAGCUUGUCUGUGUCUGUGGCUUUGUAAUAAAAGUUACAGAAGAAAUGGAAUAAAAGCCUGAAAUUGUGUUAA
Lepidothrix coronata (blue-crowned manakin) is the source of this 6423-nucleotide messenger RNA. It is a transcript of the gene FGFRL1, whose product is annotated as fibroblast growth factor receptor-like 1. Gene Ontology annotation, molecular function: fibroblast growth factor receptor activity; fibroblast growth factor binding. Gene Ontology annotation, cellular component: plasma membrane. The transcript is spliced from 7 exons. The record is from RefSeq and is a predicted model, not a curated record. The coding region runs from base 564 to 2027 and encodes 487 amino acids. Lineage: Eukaryota; Metazoa; Chordata; Aves; Passeriformes; Pipridae.